Messenger RNA from Fundulus heteroclitus (mummichog), 6715 nucleotides. RefSeq names its product dedicator of cytokinesis 11 (gene dock11). Gene Ontology annotation, molecular function: guanyl-nucleotide exchange factor activity. Gene Ontology annotation, biological process: positive regulation of filopodium assembly; positive regulation of GTPase activity; small GTPase-mediated signal transduction. Lineage: Eukaryota; Metazoa; Chordata; Actinopteri; Cyprinodontiformes; Fundulidae. The record is from RefSeq and is a predicted model, not a curated record.
AACUACAAAGCUGCUGCAGUCUUAAAACUGCAUCAUCGUUUUUAAGCUUUCCUCCGAGUUCCAUUCCUGCUCAGCAGGGUUUGACCCUCUGACGUGAGUUCAGUCUCACAUUAACGCCCUCCUUUCCUCUGACGUCGACGAUCUUCGCGCAGACCACUCGCCCCCAACCAAACCGGAAGCAGUAGUGAAGCAUCUCGCGCCGUUUCAGCCCUCUCUGCUCUCGUCUCAUCAUCGCCGCCACCAUCAUCACCAUCCCCAUCAUCAUCAUCAUCAUCAUCAUCACCAGCAGCAGCAGCAGCAGCCCCGCCUCAGGACGUCCACCGCUGGCCGGCUGCUUCCUCCCCACAUCUGGCGGGCUGUCAGCACACUCUCGGUGCCGCUCCGUUCCCACCGGCGCGGCAUGCCCACAUCCACGCCGCCGGCUCGCAACAAGAAGGUCAAGGAGCGGAUCCUAGGAGCGGAGGGGCGCGAUGUCCGAGGUGCGCAAAUUCACAAAGAGGCUGAGCAAGCCGGGGACGGCGGCGGAAGUCAGGCAGAGCGUGUCGGAGGCGGUGAGGAGCACCGCGGACCCGGUGGAGCAGCCGAAGAUCAUCGAGCCGCUGGACUAUGAAGCGGUGGUGUUUCAGAGGAAGGCCCAGAUCCACAGUGACCCGCACCGAGACCUGCUGCUCUGCCCUGUCGACGAUGUCUCGGAGUCCCAGAUCUCCCGGCAGAGGAGGACCGUCGUUCCCUCUGUUCCCCAGAACGCAGAGCAGGAGGCCAGGAGCCUGUUUGCCAAAGAGUGCAUCAAGAUGUACAACACCGACUGGCACGUCAUCAACUACAAAUACGAGGCUUACUCGGGCGAUUUCCGCAUGCUGCCAAGCAAAGGGCUGAAGACCGACAAGCUUCCUGCUCACGUGUUUGAGAUCGAUGAAGACGCCAAAGACGAGGACACGUCGUCGCUGUGCUCCCAGAGGGGGGGCAUCCUGAAGCAGGGCUGGCUGCAGAAAGCCAACAUCAACAGCAGCCUGUCCGUCUCCAUGAGGGUGUUCAAGCGGAGGUACUUCUACCUGUCCCAGCUCCCUGACGGCUCCUACAUCCUCAACUCCUACAAGGACGAGAAGAACUGCAAGGAAACCAAAGGCUCCAUCUACCUGGACUCCUGCAUAGACGUUGUUCAGAGUCCUAAGAUGCGGCGCAAUGGCUUUGAGCUGAAGAUGCAGGACCGCUACAGCCACUUCCUGGCUGCAGACAGCGAGGCAGAGAUGGAGGACUGGGUGGCCACGCUGAAGCAGGCUCUGCAGAGCGGCACCGAGGCCGUCCCCGACAAGAGGAACGGAGCCGAGCCGCUGGACUUCGCCACAGACGACGACACUGUGAGCCAAGGCAAGGGUGAAGGUCUGCAGGAGAGCCAGGGCAGGAGCCUGCACACCGAACUCAUGAGGUAUGUGAGGGAGACGGACCAGCUCAAUAAGAUCAACAGGAAUGAAGGCAGACAAAAGCUUUUCUCCCUGGACCCUGAGACGCAGAGGCUGGACUUCUCGGGCAUCGAGCCAGACGUGAAGCCGUUCGAGGAGCGAUUUGGCCGCCGCAUCAUGGUCAGCUGCCACGACCUCACCUUCAGCCUGCAGGGCUGCGUUAACGAGAAGGCUGAUGGGGUCCUCACCAACGUGGAGCCCUUCUUCAUCUGCCUCGCUCUCUUCGACCUGUCCAAGAACUGCAAGAUCUCGGCCGACUUCCACGUGGACCUGAACCCGCCGUGCGUCCGGGACAUGCUGACGGACGCCUCGGGCCAACCGUCUCCUUCCUCGGACUCUGAGGGUGCGGGUGGAGGAUCGGCAGAGGGCGGAGGGGGGCUCCUGGUGAACGGAGACUGCGGGAGAGGCAACGGCCUCCCCGUGGUCCAGAGGGUGUCGGAGGCUCUGCUCCGCUUCCCCACGCAGGGCAUUUUCUCGGUGACCAACCCUCACGCCGACAUCUUCCUGGUGGCCCGCGUUGAGAAGGUUCUGCAGAACGGGAUCACCCACUGCGCCGAGCCGUACAUCAAGUCCUCUGACAUCACCAAGACGGCCCAGAAGGUGCUGAAAGCUGCUAAACAGACGUGCCAGCGCCUGGGCCACUACAGGAUGCCUUUCGCCUGGGCGGCCAAGCAGGUGUUCAAAGACGCUCAGGGCAGCCUGGACAUGGAUGGGAAGUUUUCUCCUCUCUAUCGCCAGGACAGCAGCAGAAUCUCCUCAGAGGACCUCCUCAAGCUGCUGGCCGACAUCAGAAAACCUGAGAAGAGCAAACUGCAGGUCGUUCCUGGACAGCUGAAUGUGACCAUUGAAUGUGUCCCGCCUGAUUUCUCAAACACGGUGACCUCCUCCUACAUCCCCGUCAAACCCUUCGAGGACGGCUGUGAGCGCGUGUCCGUGGAGAUCGAGGAGUUCCUCCCGGGGGAGGCCAAGUACAACUACCCCUUCACCACCUACAAGAACCAGCUCUACAUCUACCCGCUGCAACUAAAGUACGACAACCAGAAGUCCUUCACCAAGGCCAGGAACAUCGCUGUCUGCAUGCAGUUCAGAGAUUCAGAUGAAGAGGGUUCUGCUCCUUUAAAGUGCAUCUACGGCAAGCCGGGAGACUCUCUGUUUGCCAGCAGCGCCUACGCAGCUGUCCUGCACCACAACCAGAGCCCCGAGUUCUACGACGAGGUUAAAAUUGAGCUGCCGGUCCACGUGCACGAGAGACACCACAUCCUGUUCACCUUUUACCACAUCAGCUGCGAGUCCAGCACCAAGGCCAGCAGCAAGAAGAGGGACGGGGUGGAGUCACUGGUGGGCUACUCUUGGAUGCCUCUGCUCAAAGAUGGAAGGAUGCAGUCAUCGGAGCUCCAGCUGCCCGUCGCUGCUACUCUCCCUGCUGGAUAUCUGGCUCAGGACAGCAGAAAGUCGCAGCCGGAUAUCAAGUGGGUGGAAAACGCCAAGCCACUGUUCAAAGUGAAGACCAACGUAGCAUCAACGAUAUAUCCUCAGGACCUCCAUCUGCACAAGUUCUUCCAGCACUGCCAGCUGAUGAAGGCCGCAGCAGAUGGCAACCCAGCAGAACUCAUCAAAUACCUGAAGUGCCUGCAUGCCGUGGAGACUCACGUUGUCAUCACCUUCCUCCCAACGGUGCUGAUGCAGCUGUUUGAGGUGCUCACAGCCGCCACCAAAGAAACCCAGGAGAUCGCUGUCAACUCUCUGCGAGUAAUCAUACAUAUCGUGUCCAAAUGCCACGAAGAAGGACUGGAACACUACCUGCGCUCCUUCGUUAAGUACGUCUUUGUGACCAAUCCACCAGCGUCAGGAAGCUCGGCGACCACCCACGAAGUACUGGCCACUGCUGUAACAACCACCCUUAAGCAAACUGCGGAUUUCAACACCAGCAACAAACUGCUCAAGUACUCGUGGUUCUUCUUUGAGACCAUGGCAAAGUCCAUGGCCCAGUACCUGCAGGAAGGAAACCGCAUGAAGAUGCCGCGGGCCCAACGUUUCCCCGACAGUUUCCACCAGGCGCUGCAAUCCCUGGUGUUGUCCAUUAUGCCCCACAUCACCAUCCGCCACAUGGAAAUCCCAGAGGAAGCAAAAAGCAUCAACUUGAGCCUGGCCAGUUUGAUUAAGAGGUGCCUGACGUUCAUGAACAGAGGCUUUGCGUUCGGCCUGGUCAACCACUACAUGUGCCACUUCAGUCUGAAAGAUCCAAAGAGCAGAGUCUGGAGUUCAGUCUGACAGAGGAAUACUGCAGGAAUCACUUCCUGGUGGGUCUGCUGAUGAGAGAAGUGGCCGAAGCUCUGCAGCAGGGGCCCGAGGUCAGACAGCUGGCCGUGAGCAUUCUCAAGAACCUCCUCAUUAAACACGCUAUGGACGACCGCUACACAGCAUUCAAGAACCAACAGGCCAGGAUCUGCAUGCUGUACCUGCCCCUGUACGAGCUGCUCUACCAGAACCUCAAGCAGCUGUCGGCCCAGCCGCUGAUGUCGAGCCUUGGACUCGGUCUAAAUGGCUCCAGAGAUGACCUGAUAUCCACCAGCUCCACAGACAGCAGGAGAAUCAGCACCGCCAUGGAUAAAGACCACGGUCUCUCAGCUCUGAAUGGCCAAGUCGUGAGGAGGGAGGACUCCAGAGGCUCUCUGUUUAUGGACUCAGGAACACCAGACAGCCUUGAGCUGCAGCGUCGCGGCUCCACCAUGAGCAGCAGCGCCGGGCCUCCUGCCGGCAGGCUCGGCCACUACGAGAUCAAGGGCCUCCUGUUCUCCUUCCUGCACAUCGCCAAGACCUUGUCGGAGGAAACUCUGACGGCCUACUGGAGCAAACUCAGCCCUCAGGACAUCAUGAACUUCCUCAGCUUGCUUGAGACUUGUAUUAUCCAGCUCCGAUACAUCGGAAAGAGAAACAUUAGCAGGAGCCAGGACGUGUGCGUGUCGAAGCUCUUCUCCUCGGACAGGAAGUCUCAGACGAUGCCGGCCAUGCGCUACAACCGUGCUAGCCUGAUGCAGAACAAGAUGCACCAGUUCAGCACCAUGGAAACCUCCCUCACCCUCAACAUGGGGACGGGGCCGUCGGAGGCGGAGAUCCACCAUCAGGCUCUGCUGGAAGGCAACAUCUCCACCGAGGUGUGCCUGAGCGUCCUGGACGUCCUCUCUCUUUUCAGCCAGUGUUUUAAGACCCAGCUGCUGGACAGCGACGGUCACAACCCCCUGAUGAGGAAAGUCUUCGACGUCUACCUGACCUUCCUGAAAGUGGGCCAGUCCGAAGCGGCCAUCCGCCACGUGUUCGCCUCGCUGCGGGGUUUCAUCAACAAGUUCCCCUGCGUGCUGUUUAAAGGCCGCGUGACGCUGUGCGAGGACCUGUGCUGCGAGGUGCUCAAAUGCUGCGUCUCCAAGCUGGCGGCGCUGAGGGCCGAGGCGUCGGCGCUGCUCUACCUGCUGAUGAGGAACAACUACGAGUACACCAAGAGGAGGACCUUCCUGCGCACGCACCUGCAGAUCAUCAUCGCGGUGAGCCAGCUGAUCUCCGACGUGGCGCUCACGGGCAGCUCCCGUUUCCAGGAGUCCCUCUCCAUCAUCAACAACUUCGCCAACAGCGACAAGGCUAUGAAGUCCACAGCGUUCCCCGCCGAGGUGAAGGGUCUGACCAUGCGGAUACGCACGGUGCUGAUGGCCACGGCCCAGAUGAGGGAGCACGAGAAGGACCCCGAGAUGCUCCUGGACCUGCAGUACAGCCUGGCGCGCUCCUACGCCAGCACCCCCGAGCUGCGACGCACCUGGCUGGACAGCAUGGCCAGAGCGCACCUGAAGAACGGAGACCUGUCUGAGGCCGCCAUGUGCUACGUCCACGUGGCCGCGCUGGUCGCCGAAUAUCUGCACAGAAAAAAGCUGUUCCCGUGCGGCCUGGCCGCUUUCAAGAAGGUCACCUUGAACAUCGACGAGGAAGCAGCCAUGAAAGAGGACACAGGCAUGCAGGACGUCUACUACACAGAGGAAGUCCUGGUGGAGCACCUGGAGGUCUGCGCCGAGGCCCUGUGGAAGGCCGAACGCUACGAGCUCAUCACGCACGUGGCCAAACUCAUCAUCCCUGUCUACGAGAAGCGCCAUGACUACGAGAAACUGAGCCGGCUGUACGACACUCUUCACAGAGCCUACAACAAAAUCAUCGAGGUGACCCAGUCAGGCCGCAGGAUGCUCGGGACGUAUUUCCGAGUCGCGUUUUAUGGGCAGGGCUUCUUUGAGGAGGAAGAUGGAAAGGAGUACAUCUACAAAGAGCCCAAACUCACCGGCCUGUCGGAGAUCUCCCAGCGGCUGCUCACCCUCUACGGGGACAAGUUUGGUCCAGAAAACGUCAAAAUCAUUCAGGACUCCAACAAGGUGAACGCCAAGGAGCUGGACUCCCGGUUCGCCUACGUCCAAGUGACGUUCGUCAAGCCCUACUUCGACGAGAAGGAGGCGCCGGAGAAGAAGACGGACUUCGAGAAGUGCCACAACAUCAGCCGCUUUGUGUUCGAGACGCCGUACACGCUGUCGGGGAAGAAACACGGCGGCGUGGAGGAGCAGUGCAAGCGGAGGACCGUCCUGACAACUGUCAACGCCUUCCCGUACGUGAAGAAGCGCAUCGAGGUGCAGGGGGAGAGGCAGGUGGAGCUGAAGCCCGUGGACGUGGCCAUCGACGAGAUGAAGGCGCGCACGGCCGAGCUGACCAAGCUGUGCUCCAGCCAGGAGGUGGACAUGAUCCAGCUGCAGCUCAAGCUGCAGGGCUGCGUCUCCGUGCAGGUGAACGCGGGCCCCAUGGCGUAUGCCAGGGCAUUCCUCGACGAGAGCAAAUCCGGCUCGUCCGGCGGCAAGAAAGUCAAAGAGCUCAAGGAGGUUUUCAGACGUUUUGUGGAGGCGUGCAGCAUGGCGCUGGACAUUAACGAGCGGAUCAUCAAGGAGGACCAGUUCGAGUACCACGAGGGCCUGAAGUCCAACUUUAAGGACAUGGUGAAGGAGCUGUCCGACAUCAUCCACGAGCAGAUCUACCAGGAGGACAUGAUGCGAUCGCUGCUGCAGAACUCUCUCCAUGUUUUCCGCGCCAUCAGCGGGACGUCCACAGACCUGAGCUGACCUCAAACACAGCCCCUCUGCGUUUUCUACCACCCCCACCCCAACAUGUUUAUCCGCUCCACUCCUGGCGACAUUGUCCGCUGCCUAUCUGUUGCAUCGCUGCCUGAUGAGCAGAGG